Cheilinus undulatus (humphead wrasse) is the source of this 2237-nucleotide messenger RNA. It is a transcript of the gene fbln5, whose product is annotated as fibulin 5. The coding region runs from base 283 to 1677 and encodes 464 amino acids. The transcript is spliced from 11 exons. The record is from RefSeq and is a predicted model, not a curated record. Lineage: Eukaryota; Metazoa; Chordata; Actinopteri; Labriformes; Labridae. Gene Ontology annotation, molecular function: calcium ion binding.
CUGUUGGGAAAGAGCUCGGAGGGGGGCUCGACACAUUUGCAUUGCUAAAUACUCCGUAGUACGGACAGAGCUGUGCUAAACGGGACUGUCCAUUUUGAAAAAGACAUUCGUCCAGCAGUUGGUCCAUGAGCCGGAGCUCCAGCCCCAGCAGACGGCGCUUAAUGAAAACCUGGUGUGGACUUUCGCGUAAAGGCGCAUAGCUGGGGGGCGGUGAGAGCCCUGCUGGGUAGAGGAGAGGGGAUCUGGGGAGAGGUCGUCUAAAUCUUUCCUUUACGAGGAACCAUGCUUUUUGAAAGACGUGGCUUCACGUUUUGCUCCUGUGUAAGGAUGUUGGCAGCUCUGCUGUUUAUUCUGCAUUGUCUGCAGCUUGCACAUGGACAGACCUGCACAGAAGGUUUUACAUAUGACCGCAGGUCGAGACAGUGUAUAGAUGUGGACGAGUGCCGGACCCUGCCAGACGCCUGCAGAGGAGACAUGCGCUGUGUGAACCAGAAUGGAGGCUACCUGUGCAUCCCCAGGAGUCUGUACAACCAGCCCUACAGACCAGAGACCCCCAUCCUGCCUGAGCCUGUAUACCCCGACCCUUCUGUGGGAUUCUCAGACACCUACGUCCCAGCUUUGCCCAGAUCUGUGGAGCCAAGUUACCCCAGAGUGAGGACCACCGCACCAUGCAUCCUGGGAUUUUCUCUAGCAGAGGACGGCACCUGUAAUGACAUCGAUGAAUGUGAGACGAACUCUCAUCACUGUAACCCGACGCAGGUCUGCAUCAACACACGAGGGGGGUACACCUGUUCCUGCCUUGAGGGAUACUGGCUCAUCGGAGGACAGUGUCAGGAUAUUGAUGAAUGUCGCUAUGGUUACUGCCAACAGCUGUGUGCCAACGUCCCCGGCUCUUAUUCGUGCUCCUGUAACCCCGGCUUCAUCCUCAACCCCGACAGCAGGACGUGUCAAGAUGUGGAUGAGUGUGAAGAUGAACCAUGCAGCCACGGCUGCUUCAACACUUACGGCUCUUUCAUGUGUAACUGUGAUGAAGGGUUCGAACUGGCGGCUGACGGUACUUCCUGCAUCGACCUGGAUGAGUGCAGCUUCUCUGAGUUUCUUUGUCAGCACAGAUGUGUAAACACUCCCGGCUCUUUCUCCUGCAUUUGUCCACCUGGAUAUUAUGUUUAUGAGGACGGGAGGAGCUGUGAAGAUUUCAAUGAAUGUGAAUCUGGUAACAACACGUGUACAACAGCACAAGUAUGUUUCAAUUUCCAGGGAGGCUACACCUGCCUGAACCCUUUACAGUGUGAGCGUCCAUACAUCGAAGUCAGUGACAAUCAGUGUAUGUGUUCUGCUGAGAUCCCUGCCUGCAGGGACAAACCCUUCACUAUUCUGUACCGACACAUGGACCUGUCGUCGGGGCGCAGCGUGCCUGCAGAUAUCUUCCAGAUGCAGGCCACCACGCGCUACCCCGGCGCCUUCUACAUCUUCCAGAUAAAGUCGGGCAACGACGGGCGAGAGUUUUACAUGAGACAAACCAGUAACGUGAGCGCCACCCUGGUCUUAUCUCGGCCCAUCAAGGGUCCGAAGGAGGUGGUCCUGGACCUGGAGAUGGUCACGGUCAACAACGUCAUCAACUUCAGAGGCAGCUCCAUCAUACGGCUGACGAUAUUUGUCUCAGAGCAUCCGUUCUGAGGCUCCUAAAAUGAACUUCAUCAAACCCUGGGAGGGUGAGGCUGCGUCGUGUAACGGUUGAGACAGCUCAUCUCCCUUUUUCUAUUUGUUUGAAAUCGAUGUGUCAUCCUCAUAAAGACUCAGCAAAGAUCAGCUGAUGGGAAAUCAUCCCCACCCUGCUUUAAUGGACUCUGAGCUUUUAUGGCCGCGAUAUGGACACAGACGGAUAUUUAUGGUGUACAAUUUCUGACAUCCUCUAUUUAGAAAAUGACCUAGAAGUGAUGGAAUUUACCGUCAUUGUGUACCAGAAUAUACACAAUACACUUUUUUUAAGAGUUUCCCUGGUUGUCUGUGAAUUCUCAUUGCCUCAGUGAAGCUGUGAAUGUUUUAUACGCUUCAGUUUAAGAGCUGUCACUAUCAUCACAUCAUUAUGAUGGUUUUUAUGAGACUGGAGCGGUUAUCUGAGCAGGAGUUUAAUUGUACAUCUGCUGUGGCAAUAUUUGAGAUGAUGUAAAAGCCGUUCAUUAGCUGAAUUAUUGAUCACAGUUUUUUUUAGACCAAUAAACGUCUUUACCACACCA